UCCUUUUUAUUUUAAAUAUCAAUUGAUUACGUUUUCUUAAAAUGGCAUAUAUUUCAUUAUUAUAGCAAAAGAGGAUCUUGGGUAUUUACUUGCUUCCUGACGGAAAUAUUUCACGUAACUUCUCGGAACCCAUGCGUACCGUGCUCUCCACCGUGCAAAGUUUGUUAAAUGAAACGUUAGCAUGCGGGUCAUAAUAAUUUAGUUACAGCGGUCCGAAGUAUCCAGUAGAAAUAACAGUUGUGUUUCGCGCUUGGGGUUAAAACUGAUUAACUUGUUAGGAUGAAAAUUAAGCGACAGAAGCAAGCUAAAAAGACCAUUAGUUUUUAUAAAUAUAACUUUGGGUUUAGGGAACCUUUUCAAAUAUUACUUGAUGGCACGUUUUGCCAAGCCGCGUUGAAGAAUAAAAUCCAGAUAAAAGAGCAGAUGCCAAAGUAUCUGAUGGGAGAGCUGCAACUAUGUACCACGAAUUGUGUUUUGAAGGAACUGGAAUCGUUGGGGAAAGAGCUUUAUGGAGCUAAAAUAAUCUUGCAGCGAUUUCAGACUCGCCACUGUGCGCAUUUUAAAGAUCCUGUGCCCGCCUCGCAGUGUUUGAUAUCGAUGCUGGAGGAAACUAAUCCCCAUCAUUAUUUCAUUGCCACUCAGGACAAGGAGCUGACAGAAGCAGUCAAGAAGGCAGUCGGCGUACCUCUGCUGUACAUUAUACUGAACACGAUUGUAUUGGACAAGCCAUCCCCCUGCUCGGUGGCCCACGUCCAGGCAGUGCAGGCUGGACAGCUGGUGACCCCGGAGCAACAGCAGAGCAUCCACAGCAUGAAAGAGGAGAAAGGGCUACUGGGGUGUGAGGCAGAGAGACGAGGCAAGAAACGGAAGCAAAAAUCUGGGAACCCCAACCCACUGAGCUGCCUGAAGAAGAAGAAGAAGCCAGGCGUUCCAACGCCCAAGCGAGCCGAUGAAGAAAAGAAACGAAGUAGAAACCGGAGGCGGAAAGCUGUCCCUCCCCAGGACAGACCAGAUAGGGAAUGACUUUGUAGGACCCCCCACUCAAGGGUGUAACUUUGGGGGGGAGGGGGGUUUGAGGUCUCAACUCAUUUUCUGAUUGUCUGGUUUUGAUUACUGUGGGUGGGGGUGGGGUUACACCCCCCAUAAUUUAUGCCUAUGCCUCUUGUAAAAUCUGCCAAGUACGUCAACAUUUUUAUGAUUGUCCCUAGUAAAUUCGAGUCAUUUUUAUAGAUUA
Paramormyrops kingsleyae is the source of this 1234-nucleotide messenger RNA. RefSeq names its product UTP23 small subunit processome component (gene utp23). The record is from RefSeq and is a predicted model, not a curated record. NCBI's taxonomy places the organism in Eukaryota, Metazoa, Chordata, Actinopteri, Osteoglossiformes, Mormyridae. Gene Ontology annotation, cellular component: small-subunit processome.